Tarenaya hassleriana is the source of this 1021-nucleotide messenger RNA. RefSeq names its product WUSCHEL-related homeobox 13-like. Lineage: Eukaryota; Viridiplantae; Streptophyta; Magnoliopsida; Brassicales; Cleomaceae. Gene Ontology annotation, molecular function: DNA-binding transcription factor activity; DNA binding. The transcript has 3 exons. The record is from RefSeq and is a predicted model, not a curated record. Bases 99 to 848 code for a protein of 249 amino acids.
GACUUUCCUCUGUUUCCUUCAUUUCACACACAGAAACAGAACAGGAGAAGAUCGACUUCAGCCUGAACAUUCCUCUGUGAAAAAUUGCGACAAUUACGAUGAUGGAGUGGGAUAAUCAGCAACAGCCCAGUAAUCACGCAACUCCUAAUCUUCAUGGGAUCGACGUUAAUGGCGGCGGAGGAAUGUACGUGAAGGUGAUGACGGACGAGCAGCUUGAGACUCUCAGAAAGCAGAUUGCGAUUUACGCUACAAUCUGUGAGCGCCUCGUUGAGAUGCACAAAACCCUCACUGCUCAGCAAGAUCUCGCAGGAGGGAGAUUGGGAGGUCUGUAUUCAGACCCCUUGAUCUCAUCUGCAGGUCACAAGAUGUCUGCAAGACAGCGAUGGACUCCGACGCCUGUGCAGCUUCAGAUUCUCGAGCAGAUAUUUGAUCAAGGAACAGGGACCCCGAGCAAGCAAAAGAUCAAGGACAUUACUGCAGAACUCAGCCAACACGGCCAUAUCUCCGAAACCAAUGUCUACAACUGGUUUCAGAACAGGCGGGCUCGGUCAAAAAGGAAACAGCAAGGUGCUGGUUCCUCCAACAACAACAACAAUGGUGAGUCCGAGGUAGAGACUGAAGUGGAGUCAUCGAACGAUAAGAGAACAAGACCCGAGAGUCUUGUUGGGGCAGCAACAACAACUCCUAGGCCAGAGGAUCUUUGCUUCCAGAGCCCUGAGAUGAGCUCAGAACUUCACUUGCUAGGAGUUUUAUCGAACCCAAGGGACGAAAAUCUCGCGGCCAAGAUGGGACUGUCGGAAAGCUACAACCUUUACGACCACGUCGAAGACUACAGCAUGGCAGGCUGAUGAUAUGAACUCAAGCAGCAGACUUUUCAUCGGAAUUUGCAGGUGAACUUUCAGGGGUUCUCGUGGUUUAAUCAGAAGUAAUAAAAACAAGUUUUAGUAGUUAUCUUUUUUCAGAGAAACAUUUGUGUGAUCGUCUUGCAAUGUUCUGGUUAAGAGAUUUUUCAUUAUUAUCA